Colletotrichum navitas is the source of this 364-nucleotide messenger RNA. RefSeq lists its product as uncharacterized. Lineage: Eukaryota; Fungi; Ascomycota; Sordariomycetes; Glomerellales; Glomerellaceae. The transcript has a single exon. Bases 41 to 298 code for a protein of 85 amino acids. The record is from RefSeq and is a predicted model, not a curated record.
UGUCAUCUUACUCCUGGGAAGAUAUCGAUGAUCAAUAGCUAUGUACCUACGUUCGGCCGCCUCUCUCUCUCUCUCUCUCUCUCUCUCUCUCUCUCUCUCUCUCUCUCUCUUUUUUUUUUUAUUUUUUUUAAUUGCCAUGUCUCUGGCACUUUCUUCUACCAAGCUUGGUCAGCUGCAGCGGCAGCGGCAAUGGCAACGGCAACACGCGCAAGCGUCAGCCACUUCACCCAACAUCUCCUACCACCAACCUCAUAGUGCGUCUCUGUUUACCUACCAACCCAGGCAGACGGGUUUCUAAAGGCAAGGGGGACCCCGCGCUGUCUCUUCCUCCCAACUGUCAGCCCGGAGAGGAGGAGGGUGACAU